AUAUGAGAGGGACGCUACCACCAACUGAGCUACAGAAGCUAACUGAAAACUUCAGCAGUAGUAAAUAUAAAUAUACACUUUCCUCGUUUUCAUUGUACCCCGAUGGUGGUACGAAAUUUGUCUUAGGAAAGGGAAACGACAUUCCUCAACGAGGAAAUGAGACACAAAUCGCUUGGUUGGUCUUCCAAAAAUAUUCAUAUUCUAAGAAAACACAUGCACUCACACAAAAAAUCUAGAAAACUUUCAAUUGGUUUCUGUACUUUUGAUAAGCAUUCGCAGCUAUCAUAAUGCGUUUUUGUGAACCCAAAUUAAACCAACUUCUUUCAUUUUUGCUUCAAGCAAAAAAAGCGAUUGUUUUGGAUGGCAGAUCCGAGGACGACUCUAAAUUGGUAUCCCGGUGAUAUAAUCGUAUUAUUAAGAAGUUUGGAUUUAACGCAUGUUUACCGACUGUAAGACUUAAAGGACCCCUACUACAGUACAGUACACUUAUAAAAUUCAACUAAGUUACAACAACGAACUCUCUACAUUCGUUACUUUGCACCAGACAUUUUAAUCAGGAGCUCAGCUUAGGUAUUUUUUUUUCGUCUUCGUUGUGAUUGAACCGAGGGUGAAUUUACUGAAAGGAGCAGAUCAGUUUGACAUUUAUUUACUACAUAUCCCAAAUUCUCGUUAUGUUUACAGGUCUUGUCGAAGCUGUUGGCAUAAUUCGUCGUGUCAUUGAGUCGCCUGAGGGAUUUUCAGUCGAUAUUGAAGAGCCAAAAAUAAUCCAAGAUUGUCGCGUGGGCGACAGCAUUGCCGUCAACGGUACAUGUUUGACGGUUACUAGUAUCGGUAAUACAAGCUUUGUGGUUGGAAUUGCUCCCGAAACUCUCCGCCUUACGAACCUAGGUUCCUUGAAGGAAGGAGACUCUGUGAACUUGGAGCGUGCCGUUCUGAGUACCACUCGUAUGGGAGGCCACUUUGUACAAGGUCAUGUUGAUACCGUAGCUGAAAUUGUAGAAAAAAAACCAGACCAAGAGGCCAUUGUUUUUACGUUCCGUCCUCGUGACUCUUCGGUUCUCAAGUACAUUGUUUACAAAGGUUACAUCGCCUUGGAUGGCAUCUCACUUACAGUUACGCACGUCGAUGAUGCGACCUUUAGCAUUAUGAUGAUCGUCUACACACAGUCAUGUGUUGUUAUGCCCAGCAAAAAUGUUGGUGACCUAGUCAAUGUUGAAGUAGAUCAACUCGGAAAGUACACGGAGAAGCUGGUGGAAGCACAUGUGAAAGAAUGGAUUAAGAAGGCUAAAGUGUAGCUACAAGUUUUGAUAAUCCCCAUUAUCAGCUUUAUGCGAACUCUCUAGUUACAUAUACAUCACUCCAUCUCCAGCUUUCGUCUAAUUUCGUAUUAUUUUUCAUUCCUAACUCAUGAAACUAUGCAUUCGUAUCAAAAAAUAAAAAUAAAAUAAGCCAAUUCUAAUAUAAUAGGUUAAAUUUUUCUUCAAGCUGAACUUUCAUUUGCAAAUCGAGCUAGAAUUGGAUAAAUAAGAUUGCGAAAUGCAGGAAGCAAUUUCGGGAUGACCUUAAAUUCUGGCUUUUGCGGGACGCCAUUGAUUGAAUGUUUUCCUUUUUGUUUUAAUCGUUGCCGUUCUUCCAUAAUGGGAUCAAACUCAAAACUUACAUUUAUCCUGCUUUCGUCCUGCUCUAUAUCGCUGUCAUUCUCUUCUUCCUCGUCUCCAUCACCUCGUAACUCAGCCAAAAUCUCUUCGUCAAGUCCAAGCUCAUCCAUAUUCACGGCGGGAAGAGUGGAUUCAUCCCCAGUUGUAUAUUUUGUUGUUUUCUUCCGAAAUAAGAAUUUUUUCUUUGUAUAGUUCCAUUCAAUAAGUCUCGUCAAUUCUUCUGAUAAUAGAUUGGUUUCGUCCGGACUCAGUUCUCUAAUAAUUUCGUCCAUGUCUAUUGGAUACGCUGAGCCAUAAUGUAAAAAUGAGAUUAUGCUUUCAAUCCAUUCCAUAAGAGAGCUAAACAGUCCACUGUCAUGCAU
Schizosaccharomyces cryophilus OY26 is the source of this 2020-nucleotide messenger RNA. RefSeq names its product riboflavin synthase. Bases 672 to 1295 code for a protein of 207 amino acids. The record is from RefSeq and is a predicted model, not a curated record. Lineage: Eukaryota; Fungi; Ascomycota; Schizosaccharomycetes; Schizosaccharomycetales; Schizosaccharomycetaceae. Gene Ontology annotation, molecular function: riboflavin synthase activity. The transcript has a single exon. Gene Ontology annotation, biological process: riboflavin biosynthetic process.